Paramecium tetraurelia is the source of this 1722-nucleotide messenger RNA. RefSeq lists its product as uncharacterized. The record is from RefSeq and is a predicted model, not a curated record. Gene Ontology annotation, molecular function: protein binding; palmitoyltransferase activity. Lineage: Eukaryota; Ciliophora; Oligohymenophorea; Peniculida; Parameciidae. The transcript is spliced from 4 exons.
AUGUUUCCAAACAUUUCAGUCUUAAAUGAAGAGUUUGAUGAAGAUCAGCCUCGUUUGAUUGCUGUAUCUUAUUCAGAUAUUAAAAAACUGCUGUCUCCUCCACCAGCCAAGAUUUAACCUGAAAUUAUUGUUGAUAAACAUAAGGCCAAAUCACACACGUAUGGAUUGAUUGAAUCAAAGGGAGUAGAAUCACAUCUCAUCAAAAUCAUAUAGAAUAAUGAUUAAGUGGAAAUAUAGAACGUAUUGGAUGAGGUAGAGAACAUCAACAUCCAAUCAAUCAUUGAUCAUAAGAAAUACACUCUCCUUCAUUUAGCAGCCUAUAACAACAACUUAGACACUGUUAAGAUGUUGAUUAAUCAUGUCAAAAAGCAGCAUAAACAUAAAUGUAUGUCAAUUCUUACGGAAUGGGUUAAUUAAUAAACAGAAGAUGGUUUUGUGGCAUUUCACUUUGCAGCCUAUAGAGGAAAUCUGGACAUGAUUCAUGAGUUUGAAAAAUGCGGAGCCAAUCUCUAUAUUCUAAACGCAUAAGGAAUGAAUGGAUUGCAUUUGGCAGCACAAGGAGAUUAACCAAAAUCAGUUGUCUACUUUAAGAAAAUUGGUUUCGACUUCGCUUAAAAAGAUUCUAAAGGAGGAACUGCAUUACAUUGGGCAUCUUAUUAUGGGUGUGAAUUGGCAGUCAAUUAUUUAUUGUCCUUUACAGAUCAAUUUCUAGAUAUUAAAGAUUUAGAAGGUUUAACAGCACUUCAUUUAGCUACUAUGAGUGGCAAUAGCAGAAUAGUUAAGAAACUAUUGCUGCAUGGAGCUAAUCGAAACAUUAAAAAUAAUGAAGGAUAAACUGCUGCCGAUAUUGCUAAAUCCAACUCCUUUUAAUCCAUUUAUAAAAUGCUUACGGAGUCAUAAAACUUCUUUAUUACCUACUUUAGUAUCAGCUAAGGAUUCUAGAAAGUAGACAGAAGCAAAGGUAAAAUGAUCAAAUUUGUUGCUAUGCUAAUUUAUUGUCAAGCGAUUAUUAUAUAUUCAAAUAUUUAUGCUGAAGAAUCUUAUCUAUACAUCAUUUACUAUGGAGUCCCACAACUGAUAAUCUGGCUUUUAUUAAUUUUAAUUUGGCUCAGUAAUCCUGGCAAAUAAAUCGUGAAUUAAGAAAAAUCAGAAUAAGAACAACUGAAAAAUCUAUUUGAAAUUUUAAAAAUAUCAGAUGCCAAAGAUAUAUGUCCUGAAUGUGUAUGUGUCAAAGAUCAAAGAUCUAAACAUUGUGAUAUUUGUUAAUCUUGUGUAUUAGUAUAUGAUCAUCAUUGCCCUUGGGUUGAUAAUUGUAUAGGAUAAAACAAUCAUUUUUAGUUUUACAUAUUUGUAUUACUCCUUUGUUUGGAUAUCACCGUUACUUUGACAUUUCAGUUCUACUUUGUCAUCAAAGAGAUUUAGAUUGAUGGAAGCGUAACAGACUCAUAUAUUAUACUUUUUGUUCUCUCCAUAUUUUCCAUUAUUAUUAUGCUUUUAUUUCUCUUUCCCCUUUGGCUUCUUUUAUACAUUUAAACAAUGAAUUUGUUGUCAGGAUAAACCACUUAUGAAAAGUAUUCAUAAUCAAUGAAGAAGGCUGAGGAUAAGUCCACUGUAUCCUGCAAUAAUUGUUUACAAAUGUGUUUUUAUAACAAAAGGGAUAGUAGAUAGAAAAAGAAACUAAACCAUUAAUCAAUGUAAUUAUAUGACUCAAAUAAAAAUUGA